AUGGGAAGAGGUUGCCAAGAUAUCAACAGAGCCAAUAAAUCUUUGAAAUUGUGCGGAAGUUCUGCGGAAAUGAAUCCGAUGCGGAAUGUCUCCACACCUGAUCGUCCACUUCAGCAGUAUCCAGCAAAUAGUUAUGGGAGGCAAAAUAGCGUUAUGAAUGGUUUGCCAGGAUCCAGCAAACCAGAUUGGAGAAAAGGUGAAAUGAUAACCCCACAGCCAUUUUGGGAAGGUCCUAUGAACAUGCCACCAUAUAUGAUGAAUUCUGGAAGAUGGACAUCUCGGUCAAGCGAAAUCGAUUCGGGUAUGAACGGGGACGGUGUUGGCUGGCAAGGACAAGGGCAACACGGCGGAGGCCGCGGCGGUGGCGGAAAUUAUAUGGGUGGCGGGCGCCGCGGGAUGCAUCAACAAAAUCGAAUGCAGUCACAGCACCACAAUGCCGGAGGGCAUCCGCAUCGAAUGAUGAACCCAAAUUUUCGUCCACCUCCGCAACCUCAGCAACCACCAUUCGUGUACGGUGUUCAAGACAUGAUGGACUUGAAUAUGAUGCGGAUGAAUGAAUUGUCAUUGAACGGUGUGCCUCCUCCACAAGUAGUACCGCCUCAGCAAAAUGGACUUUACGGGGAACUUGGACCUCAGGCCAAUUGGGGUAAUCAACCACAACCUUUCGUAUCUCAGGAAGAGAUAUAUGAGCAUGUGCCUCCGUUUGGAGCGCCGCCUACGCCGCACAGCGGAAUGCCAUCUUACGGUAACAACCAACGCGGUGGGUUCAAUCGCGGAAUGGGCAAUCAGCGACAGAACAACUAUGCGCCACGUGGUGGUUUUCCACCGAUGCCCAUGGGUAUGCCGCAUCAAAUGCCGCCGCAACAACAACAACCGGGACAAUUCUUUGGAGCUCCUCAGUUCCCUCAACCGUUUCCAAACAAUCAACCAAUGCCGAUGCAUGAAAACAUGGCUGGACCUAAUCGACCAAAUGCUUCAACAAUGGACGAUUAUGCCAUGUGGACUGAUGAGAACGACGAGGAGGCCAAAAAGAAGAAGAUUCUUCGUGAUAAAGGGCUAAUUGCUUGGGGCGAUGCUGAAACUUCGAACAGCAAGCCAAUCCGUAAGUGGAUUGUUCCGGAAGGUCAAGAAGAAGACAUUGAAACCGCGUUGGCACGUUGCCCUCAGUUUCAAAAGAAGAAGUCGAACCAUGAAGAACAGAUUCGGCGACGACUUGGAGCUGAUAAUCCGCAAGCGGCUGCUCAAGCCCAACAACAACUUGAAGAAGAGCGAACUUCCGUUAUCAAAGUCGGAAAACGGCCAAUUGUUGCUUGUGGAUGGGGAGAUUUACCAGCGGAUAUGGCUGAGAAAAAUGAUGCUGAUGCCGCUAUCGCGAGAGUAUGGGACGAUGUGCCAAAUUCGAACAACGGCCCGAAACCCGAUGAUCAAGGGGGUCUUCCUUGGAACCUUCCUGGAAUUCCUCCUGGACAACCAUCAUCAUCAUCAUCUGAUUCCCACCGUAACCCAUUCUUUGCUCAACACAUGCAGCAGCAACAGUUCCAAGGAAACCAGGGAAUCUUCAUGGAUAACGCUGGUGGUGAUGGUGUUUGGUCCAACAUGGGAGGAAUUGAUGGAACAGCAAUGCCAGUUCCGAACCCGAUAAUGGGACCAUCUCAUUUGGGAAUGGUUCCAGCGCAGCCGGGAGUUCCUGAGAUUUCAGAAGAGAACCGUUUGAAGGUUGCGGAAAAUUUGAGAUAUGCUGUUGAAAAAGGACAUUUGGAUAUCAGCCUAAUGACUCUUCCGUAUUUCCCGCCAGCCGCUUUGGAUCUUCUUACCAUAAUUCUUACAAAGAUACCUAUUUUGGAUGCAUAUCAAAUGGAACUUCAGAAAUUGGUUGAAACCAAUCGCCCUCCAGAUCUUCCACCAAAUGCUGACCCAAACACGUGGUUAACCGAAUCUCAAAAGAUUGAAUAUGAUAAGCUCGUGAUCGCUGUAGUAACUGCAAAAAUAGAGGUUUCCGAUUAUUCGAAGAAAAUAAACCGAGCAUUAAUUGAUGCGGGAAUAAUGCCGAAAAAUCCGCCAGGCCCAGGUUAUCAAAAUGGCGCGCAAGCAGCGCCUGGAAAUGAGUCGGGACUUCAAAAUCGAAGUGGAGACGGAUUUGAAAACGGACCACCUGAUCAUUGCGAUUAUUAUGAUUAUUCCUUCCUGGGUUGA
This is a messenger RNA of Caenorhabditis bovis, 2193 nucleotides long. Lineage: Eukaryota; Metazoa; Nematoda; Chromadorea; Rhabditida; Rhabditidae. The record is from the annotation of a GenBank genome assembly.